Molecule: messenger RNA, 1116 nt
Organism: Protopolystoma xenopodis
Lineage: Eukaryota; Metazoa; Platyhelminthes; Monogenea; Polystomatidea; Polystomatidae
Source: the annotation of a GenBank genome assembly
UCCAUUUCAUCAACAACUGCUCCUUUAUCAACAGUUACUUCGUCGCUGUUUCGGCCUCUGAAUCAAAAGAUCUGGACCCGAUCUGCCAACCAUACAGGUCAACACGAUCCCCACCGUACAAUCCAAUCUCAACAUCAAGAGUCCUCAUCAACAACUGCUCCUCUAUCAACAGUUACUUCGUCGCUGUUUCGGCCUCUGAAUCAAAAGAGCUGGAUCCGAUCUGCCAACCAUACAGAUCAGCACGAUCCCCACCGUUCAAUCCAAUCUCAACAUCAAGAGUCCUCUGCUAGAUUUGCUUCCAGCCAAUUAAUUUCGUCUGGCCAGCCCACCCGUGACUUUGUCCAUCAAUUGGCUAAUACCAUUCUUUGUCGGCAGACUCGGCCAUCCACUGUCUGGAAGAUCGUAGCUAGCACAACUACAUCGAUACCAAUGGAAAUUCAACAAGAGCAGAAUCAACGCACUCUCAUUAGCAAAUCACACCAGAUAAAAUCUCAAAUCCAUGAAUGGCAUCCAUCACAUGAUUCUACCGUGACCAACCACGUGUCAGGGCUUUUAGACCCGUUAUUCGUCCCCGACCAGCUAAUUGGUCGUAAUCUAUCUACUCUCCCAAUAGCCAUAUCUCGUCAGCCUCCUCCGAAUCUACCUCCUCUCGCAUCACCUCUUUUCUUGUCCAAGCGAAAUUCUCUUUCUCCGGUCGAAAGAAAUAGUAGAAAAACUAUUUUUGAGACACCAGUUUUAUCACACGUUAUCCAGGGUGUUCCUGUUUCUCGAGCACGCAGGUCAAAGGAACCAGCAGCUAUCAAUCCUCAUCCUUCGGCGGACAGAGCUCCUAUAAUAUUUCGUUAUACUGAUGUUCUAGUUGAUCUUGUCAAUGAAAAUUCAGUCAGUAGUCCUAGCGCAAGCCUAAGUGUAAGUGCUGACAGCACUGAAGCGUUUGGUGGAGCUGACAUCUGUUUAUCGGCAGCAAAUUGGCUUGGCAAUGAUGCAAUUGGCUCUUCUCAACUUAGCAAACUACUUUUGCCGGAAACUUUGGAAACACUAAACCGGUUCGCCAUUUGUGAGUACAGGAAAUCUUGCCAUGUUGACUUGUAUCUUUGGGAUAUUGUGAAAGACUGA